Messenger RNA from Asparagus officinalis (garden asparagus), 810 nucleotides. RefSeq lists its product as uncharacterized. The transcript has 3 exons. NCBI's taxonomy places the organism in Eukaryota, Viridiplantae, Streptophyta, Magnoliopsida, Asparagales, Asparagaceae. The record is from RefSeq and is a predicted model, not a curated record. Bases 1 to 810 code for a protein of 269 amino acids.
AUGGAAUGCAUUUCUACUCCAAAAUACUCUCUGUCUAUCAAUGGAACUUUGUAUGGAUAUUUUCAAGGUGCAAGAGGAUUAAGGAAAGGUGAUCCUAUGUCUCCAUAUCUUUUUGUAAUCGACUUGGAAUAUUUAUCGAGGAAGUUGGAUACUCUCAAGGAUGACCUCCUGCUUUUUGGUAAAGCAGAUAUGAGCUCAGUUACAAGAUUAAAUGAGUGUCUCAUGGAGUUUAGCCAAGUUUCAGGUUUGGAACCAAAUCCUACUAAAUGCUCAAUGUUCUUGAGUGGGAGAUUACAAUGGAUCAAGUCAGUUAUCUUAGGGAUUCAAAUGUUUUGGACAAGUAAUUACAUACUACCAAUUAAAGUACUAGAGAAGAUUGAUAAGAUGUGUGCUGAUUUCCUUUGGGGUCAUAAAAUGCACUUGGUGGCAUGGUCUGCUAUUUGUCAAGAUCAUAAUCAAGGUGGCUUGGGGGUAUAUUUAGCAAAAUUUUGUAAUUAUGCUUCUGCUGCUAAGCUGCUUUGGAUGAUACAUAAUAAGAAAGACAUUCUGUGGAUUAAAUGGAUACAUGGAAACUAUUUGAGGCAGAAUAAUGUUUGGCAAGUGCAAAACAGAGAAAGUGACUCUUGGAUGUGGAAACAAAAUCUAAAAGUUAGGGAUUUGUUAGCAUUGAAGCUUGGCAAUACUGAUAAUCUUCUUUCUGUCAUCAAUAGCUGUUGUACCGGUGAUAAAUCCAGCAUUUUUUCUAUGUAUAAGAGAUUAAACCAGCAGGUUCCUUCAACAGCAAUAUCAGGGACUAUCUGGGGUGGUUGA